CUGCAUGCCCUAAAGGACCAAGAAAGAAUGAGCUAUUACGGAAGUAGCUACCGGAUCGUCAAUGUGGACUCCAAAUAUCCAGGCUAUUCUCCAGAGCAUGCCAUAGCUGAGAAGAGAAGAGCAAGGAGGCGCCUGCUUCACAAAGAUGGCAGCUGUAAUGUGUACUUUAAACACAUUUUUGGAGAAUGGGGGAGCUACAUGGUUGAUAUUUUCACCACUCUUGUGGAUACCAAGUGGCGCCAUAUGUUUGUCAUAUUUUCUUUGUCUUACAUUCUCUCCUGGUUGAUAUUUGGCUCCAUAUUUUGGCUCAUAGCCUUUCAUCACGGAGACCUAUUAAGUGAUCCAGAUAUCACCCCUUGUGUUGACAAUGUGCAUUCAUUUACAGCAGCAUUUUUAUUCUCCCUUGAGACCCAAACAACCAUAGGGUACGGUUACCGUUGUGUCACAGAAGAAUGCUCUGUGGCUGUGCUGACAGUGAUCCUUCAGUCCAUCCUAAGCUGCAUCAUAAACACCUUCAUCAUUGGAGCAGCCUUGGCAAAGAUGGCAACUGCCCGGAAGAGAGCCCAGACCAUCCGCUUCAGUUAUUUUGCUCUCAUUGGCAUGAGAGAUGGGAAGCUUUGCCUCAUGUGGCGUAUAGGUGACUUCAGACCAAACCAUGUGGUGGAGGGCACGGUGAGAGCCCAACUUCUGCGCUAUUCAGAAGACAAUGAAGGGCGGAUGACCAUGGCAUUUAAAGACCUCAAACUCGUCAAUGACCAGAUAAUCCUGGUAACUCCAGUGACUAUCGUCCAUGAAAUUGAUCAUGAGAGUCCUCUGUAUGCCCUUGACCGCAAGGCAGUGGCCAAAGAUAAUUUCGAGAUCCUGGUGACAUUUAUUUAUACUGGUGAUUCUACUGGGACAUCCCACCAGUCCAGAAGUUCCUAUGUCCCCAGAGAAAUUCUCUGGGGCCAUCGAUUUCAUGAUGUAUUGGAAGUGAAGAGAAAAUACUACAAGGUGAACUGCUUGCAGUUUGAAGGAAGUGUGGAAGUCUAUGCCCCCUUUUGCAGUGCCAAACAACUGGACUGGAAGGACCAACAACUCAACAACUUGGAGAAAACAUCCCCUGCCCGAGGAUCCUGCACCUCUGACACCAACACCAGGAGGAGAUCUUUCAGUGCAGUUGCCAUGGUGAGCAGCUGUGAGAACCCAGAGGAGACCGUCCUGUCCCCACAAGAUGAGUGUAAGGAAGUCCCCUAUCAGAAAGCCCUCCUGACUUUAAACAGGAUCUCCAUGGAAUCCCAGAUGUAGCCCUCCUCUCUGACCUUUAUCUAAAGGCCCAAAGCUGUAAGCAUGAUUUUUAACAAACUUACUUCUGUGAUUUGCGGCAGGAAUAGAAAGCAGAGAAGGUUAAACUUGGUGAAUGAUCAUCUAAAAAUUCCACAGUUUUCUAAUAUUAAAAUUUGCCUUUGGUAACAGAGUUUGUAUUAGGAACGUGACUAAGAAGCUUAAUUGAUUACAAUUAAUCUCAUUAUUACAUAUACUUAUGUAUCUUGAAGGUGAAGUAUUUAAGAGUGGGAGGAAGAGGCUGAUGGACUAGAUAAAAAUAGAGAAGCAGGUAAGCUAAAUAUUAGCAUGUAAAUAAAAAAAUUAAUGAUGGAAUGAGAAUUUAUAACAAUAUCUUAUCAUCUAAGCACAACAGAUAAGAUUUGCCUCAGCCCAGAAACAUUCAGAUAAGAAAGUAAAACCCAGUGUGGUUUGA
Molecule: messenger RNA, 1738 nt
Organism: Grammomys surdaster
Lineage: Eukaryota; Metazoa; Chordata; Mammalia; Rodentia; Muridae
Gene: Kcnj16
Product: potassium voltage-gated channel subfamily J member 16
Exons: 1
Coding region: 28-1287 (419 amino acids)
Biological process (GO): potassium ion import across plasma membrane; regulation of monoatomic ion transmembrane transport
Cellular component (GO): plasma membrane
Molecular function (GO): inward rectifier potassium channel activity
Source: RefSeq, a predicted model, not a curated record